This is a messenger RNA of Vicugna pacos (alpaca), 1519 nucleotides long. The record is from RefSeq and is a predicted model, not a curated record. Lineage: Eukaryota; Metazoa; Chordata; Mammalia; Artiodactyla; Camelidae.
CUGGGUUUCCUCUUCUGCCUCCACUCCCUUAACAGAGCUCACGCUGGUAGCCCCAUGCCUCAGUUUCCCCAUCCUGGGUCUCCAUCCCCCUUUCUUGUCUUGGCUACAGAUCCUCGCUGCUCCUUCUUGUCCCCUCUCCUCCAGCAGAGGCAGCGGCGAUGGGCGUUAGUGGCCCCCGGCGGAGCCCCGGCCCCCCUGACGGCGGCUGGGGCUGGGUGGUGCUAGGCGCCUGCUUCGUGGUCACCGGUUUCGCCUAUGGCUUCCCCAAGGCCGUGAGCGUCUUCUUCCGCGCGCUUAUGCGCGACUUCGGCGCGGGCUACAGCGACACAGCCUGGGUGUCCUCCAUCAUGCUCGCCAUGCUCUACGGCACCGGCCCAGUGUCCAGCAUCCUUGUUACCCGCUUUGGCUGUCGCCCGGUGAUGCUAGUGGGUGGGCUGUUGGCCUCUGCGGGCAUGGUCCUAGCAUCCUUCGCCACGCGCCUCCUGGAGCUAUACCUGACUGCUGGGGUGCUCACAGCCGUCACCAAGUUCCUGAUGGCGCUCGGGCUCUUCGUGCCCGCCAUCCUGUUGGUGAACUACGCCAAGGACGCAGGCGUGCCUGACUCCGAGGCUGCCUUCCUGCUCUCCAUCGUGGGCUUCGUAGACAUCGUGGCGCGGCCGGCCUGCGGCGCCCUGGCCGGGCUGGCACGCCUGCGACCGCAUGUCGCCUACCUCUUCAGCCUGGCCCUGAUGGCCAAUGGGCUCACAGACCUGAGCAGCGCGCGCGCGCGCUCCUACGGUGCCCUUGUCGCCUUCUGCAUCGCCUUCGGCCUCUCCUAUGGCAUGGUGGGCGCGCUGCAGUUCGAGGUGCUCAUGGCAGCCGUGGGUGCACCGCGAUUCCCCAGUGCCCUGGGCCUGGUGCUACUACUCGAGGCCGUGGCUGUUCUCAUCGGACCGCCCUCUGCCGGCCGCCUGGUGGAUGCGCUGAAGAACUACGAGAUCAUCUUCUACCUGGCGGGCUCUGAGGUGGCCCUGGCUGGGAUCUUCAUGGCUGUCGCCACCAACUGUUGCCUGCGCCGCUCUCGGGAUGCCUCGCCCAGCCCAGGCACCGAGGGCGGGGCCAGCGACACGGAGGAUGCUGAAGCUGAAGUGGACUCUGAGCCCCUGCCCACCAGCACUGAGGAGCCUGGUGGCCUCGAGACCCUGGAGGUGCCGAGCCCGGGGACUGGGCCUUCAGAACCCAAGGUGGAGGCAGAGCUGGGGCUGGACUCUGAGUCUGUGUAGCGCGGGGGCACUAGGUGGGGUGGCCAGUGACUUCGGGGGUGGGGCUUCCUCUCUGAGUCCUCGCUGCCCCAAGAGGGCCUGGCACACUGGGGACUGCUCUGGUGGUCACUCCCGAGGUCCGGGGGGGAAGCUGCCCCCCUCAUUUGCCCAGCAGGCCAUGGCCAGGCCCUUCAGGCCCUGGUCUUGCCAGUGAACCCGCUGUGCAUGGACCAGGCCUGGGCCUGUGUGAAUGUAAAGUUCAUAAAGUGGAGCUGAAA